Messenger RNA from Neopsephotus bourkii (Bourke's parrot), 2527 nucleotides. RefSeq lists its product as uncharacterized. The record is from RefSeq and is a predicted model, not a curated record. The transcript has 2 exons. Gene Ontology annotation, cellular component: cytoplasm. Bases 49 to 1869 code for a protein of 606 amino acids. Lineage: Eukaryota; Metazoa; Chordata; Aves; Psittaciformes; Psittacidae.
CGCCCUGGCCGCGCGGGGAGUGAGCUGCACGGACGGUCUGGCACUGUCAUGAAGGAGGUGGCGGUGGGCGAAGAGGAUGAGGAAGUGUUGCGGGACUAUCUGGCGUACUACACGGCUCGAGGGGCGGAGGGGGAGCUGGUGGUGUGCGAUGAAGCCUCCUUGAAGGCGAGGGCCCGACGGCUGCUGGGACCGCGGCGGCGCGGCGCCCUGGACGUGCGCUGCAUGGCGGAGCGGUGUCGAGGGGUCCGCGGCGAUCGGGGCGGCAGCGUCCUCAGCGACCUGCGCAAGGCGCUGGAGGUGCUGGAGCUGCUGUGCGUCAACCUGCUGCUCUCCCCGUGGCGGAAAGAGAUCAGGUCGCUGAAGACAUUCACCGGUAAUUUUGUCUACUAUAUUCAAUCUGUGCUCCCAGAUGACAUUGUAAAAACAGUACUGGAGAAAAUAGGUUACAUUGCAACAACAGCAACAGAGUUUUCACUUGUCAAAAAGAGGAACAAUGAAGAAACAAAACAGACUGCAUUUGAAAUAUUCCUGGCAAGAAUUGAGUGUGAAACCAUCCUCGAAAUGACAAAUGAAAAAAAACAUGGCAAUUUGGAGGAGACCUUACAGAAGAGAACACAAAUGCACCAGCAUCAUAGAAAUAAAGACAGAGAAGAUCAGACACCCCAGAGAGAAGACACUGAAAAUCUAGAAAAUAAAGAAAACAGUGAGACCUCUUUGUGCCUUGCUACUCAACAGAAAUCUUCAUCUACUAGUGAUACAUCUUGUGAAGCUGUUGGGGAUCUGAAGAUCAAAGAUGAUGUGCCUCAGUUAGCAGUUGCUCAGUCCACUAACAGGCUUCAGGAACACCAAGGAGAAAUCAUUAACACUGUACGUUUGCCAGGCAAAUGCUCAGACAGCGAGGACUUCUUUAUCAAAUAUAGUGACAUUGUGAUAAGACGAACACCUAUUUUCAGUGAGAAUCUUUCUCCAAAACCUUUUGAAAAAAAGCCAAGAGCCAGUCUAAGUGAAGAAUGUGUUUUGGCAGUCACUGCAGAGUCAGCUGCAAAUGAGAUCAGGCCUGUGCCACUCUCACCAGGAGCAAGUGGUCCACCAGCCUUUGCAGUAUUUGCUGAUAGCUCUUGUGACAGUAGAACCACUUUGGAGUACCAAGCUGAAGAAGUCCCUGAAGGAUCAAUUGAAGCAGAAAUUAAUGAUGCCAUAAAUUGCAUAGACCCGGACCCUGCAGAUGAACCCAAUGAGCUGAAGUCUCUGCCAUACAAGGACACUGCAUCUGUCAAAAACUGCAGUGUCCCUAGGGAAGAGGAAAUCUGUGAGCUGUCUUUAACCUUCACAAAACUACAAAUCAAGGACACUCAGAAAGACCUUAUGUAUCCAGUAGAGGAAACUGGGCAACCUGAGUCAGUAUCAUAUGCAAGUACAAGUGACAGGCAUGUAAGAGAAUUUAAUCACUCCAAAAUAAACCAUACAUUUCUGACUAAUGCUCAGAUUCAAAACAGAGCAGCUGCACAUACUGAGCUGUCUUCAGAUCUGUGCUGUUCUACUCGGAAUGUGGAGGAUUCCACUACUGGUUCUGAUAGCAAAAGGCUAUUAAUGGAUACUCCUAAUGCGCAUACAGCUUCUGCGUGCUUCAGACACAUUAGAGAGCCCCCUAACCUCACCUACAUUCCACCACAAAGUAUUGAUGUUCGGUCUUCACACAUAAGAAGGACCAGCACAGAGGGCAGAAGGAGCUUCUUGCAGCCUGAAUGUGACUCUCCCAAAUCCAGUGAAGUAAAGCUGGAGAACUGUGAUUCAAAAGUAAAUGAAAUCCAGGAGCCUUAUGUCAUUAUUGACAAAACUGACCAAGGAAUGUUAUGCCAUCAUACUUGAGUCUACCAGUGCUUCUGUUUGUAAUCUGCCUGGGUUUUUUCCUCUCACUUGUGGCCUUGAUCAUGUUUUCAGUGAGGUAAUUAGCUUUGUGAAAACAGUUUACAGACCUAUUUCUGAAGUAUUCUUCAAGUAUAGCAUGCUGUACAAUGACAGAAAUAGGAACAGCUAAGUGUUUCUAAGUUGCAAGACCCACUUUAUAGUUUUACAAAUGCUGUACUGGAGUGCACUUCUGUUAACUCGUUACACUCCCAUGAAGCUGUGCUCUGAGCUGAUUAUAUUCCUGUUUUCAGUUGAAAAUAAGUUCAUAAAGUUCUAUAACAUUCCUUUAGGUUUAACAAAGGAAACAGCCUUGUGAACCGUUCCAGUUUUCUAGAGGCAGUAAUCUGUUUUGCAGGUUCUUUAGACCUGUCUCCACUCAUUACCAAAAUUUUUUGUGGCUACCACCACAAAUGUCAGAAGCACUGAGCAUCGUAGUUGUUCACUGCUACUGGAAGAGGGAGAUCCAGCUACUGCUGUCACUUCCUUCACCCCUCUUCCUGCCACUUUGUUCUGCACCAGCUCUGGAUUUUAUUUCUCUGUAACUGGACUUUUCUGUGAGCCAGUUCAUUUUGCUUAAAUGAAGGGGGAAAACUGCCAUUCUCUUGGCAGGAGAAAAAUG